GGUGUCCAAUGGAUGCCUCCAGAACAUCGGCGGCUGCCCGGGUGACUCGGUUAUAUGUCACAGAAUAACAUUCGAGAAUGGGACAUGGAAUGAGGCGACAGCCGACGCAGCUCCAGCAGCCCUCUGCAGCAAUGAGGCCGGCUGGCCCGAGGCCCGGCCGGUGAGCGGGGAGUUUCCUUAGCCCGUCCUGCAGCCGCAAGAGAUGAAGGCCACCCCCACGGGACUCUGAUUCCCGGCACGCCCAAGUCCCUCUCCACGUGCCCCUCACCAUGACCGGCUCCGCGGCGGACACUCAUCGCUGCCCCCACCCCAAAGGCGCCAAAGGCACCCGGUCCCGAAGUAGCCACGCGCGCCCGGUAAGCCUCGCCACCAGCGGGGGCUCGGAGGAGGAGGACAAAGACGGCGGGGUGCUGUUCCACGUGAACAAGAGUGGCUUCCCGAUCGACAGCCACACCUGGGAGCGGAUGUGGCUGCAUGUUGCCAAGAUCCAUCCCAAAGGGGGAGAGAUGGUGGGUGCCAUCAGAAACGCUGCCUUUCUGGCUAAGCCUUCAAUUCCCCAGGUCCCCAACUACAGGCUGUCCAUGACGAUCCCAGACUGGCUCCAGGCCAUCCAGAAUUACAUGAAGACGCUACAAUACAAUCAUACCGGGACCCAGUUCUUUGAAAUCAGGAAAAUGAGACCUCUGAGCGGGUUAAUGGAAACAGCGAAAGAGAUGACCCGAGAAUCCUUGCCUAUCAAAUGCCUUGAGGCAGUCAUUUUGGGCAUAUACUUAACCAACGGGCAGCCUUCCAUCGAGCGGUUCCCCAUCAGCUUUAAAACCUGUUUCUCAGGAAACUACUUUCACCACGUCGUGCUGGGGAUCUAUUGCAACGGUUUCUACGGCUCGCUGGGCAUGAGCCGAAGGGCCGAGCUGAUGGACAAGCCACUGACGUUUCGGACUCUGAGUGACCUUGUCUUCGACUUUGAAGACUCCUACAAGAAAUACCUGCACACAGUCAAGAAGGUCAAGAUUGGGCUGUACGUCCCCCAUGAGCCUCACAGCUUCCAGCCCAUCGAGUGGAAGCAGCUGGUCCUCAAUGUCUCAAAGAUGCUGAGGCCCGACAUAAGGAAGGAGCUGGAGAAGUACGCCAGGGACAUGCGGAUGAAGAUCUUGAAACCUGCAAGUGCCCACUCUCCAACCCAAGUGAGAAGCCGGGGAAAAUCUCUGUCUCCCCGAAGGAGGCAAGGAAGUCCCUCAAGGAGGCUCGGCAGGCGAGACAAAUCCCAAGGCAAGUGGCCACGCUGGCGCCUUCACGUGCCCCCGAGGAAGACAGCUGUUAGUCAGCUAUGGCUGCCUGCUCUACCUGAGAAGAAGGUGGCUGACCUCAGCACUCUGAACGAAGUGGGCUAUCAGAUCCGGAUCUAGCCAUGCCAGGCUGGCAAGGCUUCUAUGGUGCUCUUUUCUGCACGGUACCCAGCAGCUUCAGGAGGACCUGCUACUAUUCAUGAAGAACCUUUGGAGUUUUGAUUUUGAAGGACUUAACCUGCAAACAGAAUCUGAGUGGGUGGAAAUGGUGAGCUUUGAAAGACUGGCUGGGCAGCAGGCAUGGGGGGCUGAAGUGAUGGACAGGCCCCUGGGUUGACUGUCUCCCUCACUCAGGAUCUCAAGGACAACACUGUAGUUUUCUAUUUCUCCGUUUGCCGACUGUUCCGCUUGCUUUGGAUGUUAUGCCUCAGCUGUAGUAAACUUCUGGAGUUUGCUCCCUCUCUGUAACUCAGUCAGUGUUACCGUCUUCUCAGCAAUAACAAGCAAAGAUGGUGGGCUUUUUUAAGAGUUGAUAAUACCUCAACAUUUUGGCAUCAGAUAUGCAAUCUUAAUGAGUUUUUUAUAUUCUAUUUGUAUUGUUUUCCUAGUGUUUCUUAUAGAGAUCUUGAUGGUUUGGUUGUUGUUUUGUUUUUUAUUUUUUCUGGUGCACAUGAAAGAUGAGAUUUAAGGUGCCAUAUGCAAAUGUUUUAGCAAAAGGCACUGGGAUUCUGGCAAUAAGGGGCAACACUUUAGGAUCUUGGAGUCACUUUUCCUAAAGCCCCUGCUCAUAGCAGGCCUCUUCUUUGAAAAUAAACAUGCUGAGAGCUCUAGUCCAUGUUCUGCUGCUAACAUGUAAGGUUUUCCAAAUUCAGCGAAAAGCACAAGAGGCCACACACUCAUGAAAACCCAGCAGCACCGAGACGUCCUCCGGCAGAAAGCUGCUCAAAAAGGCAGACACUGGGAGGUGACCUGUGUGCCCCCUGGGUCAGCCUUAGUUCUGAGGGGCUCACCGUUGUUCACGUGUUCUGCCAUUUUACACUUAGGCACGUGCAAUGGACUGUUUGCCAGUGGCUCGUUUUUCAGGCACCGCUUCAUGGCAUUAGGAAGUGCUGGGAGGAGCCCUGAACUCAAGAAGCAGGCUGUCUUCAGAGAAAAGAUCCAGCAGGGUGCUGUGCCUCCCACCCUGAAGUGGAGCAAGGCUGCCUGUGGCCAGCGCAGGGCAACUCCGGCUUGCAGGCCACCAGGUUGGGUCUGAAGGCGUGCAAGAGAGCUAUUGCUCUGGAGGACAGCUUUACGUCAUUUAUCUCCGUGCAGCCGCCAUACCUGAGGACCAGCUUGUCCACAGAGCUUUUAAAAAGCUUGUGCCUCUCUGGCUGUGAUUGAGGGGUUAAGAGGCCCUGCUAACUGAUCACUCACUUGAGUCUUCACGAGGUAGUCCUAGGGCCAGCAGGGAGGCAAAAGCUAUGGGCACAAAAACUCACUGCACCCUAAAGGCAGCAUUACUAAUGAAAAGUAUUGUUUUCUUGGAAAAAUUUAGUGUCCUUUAGAGAACAGGACCAGGAAACUAAAACACCGUGAAAGUUUCCAAUUCUGAACUUAAGGCUUUCUUCAAGAAUCCUGUUCUCAGAGUUCCAGAUGAGUUCAAGGGCCUGGGCCAAGUGCUGGAAGGCUGUACUCUGACAAGGCGUAAGGAAACACCCUCCAUGCGCCCUCACAGGCUGUCCAUUCGCAGCCUCAAGGCCGUGUGUACGAGUGUCCCGAAGAGCCUGGGAGAGCUUCCACUCCUGCUCAGCUGUUUACCCCCCGAAACAGCUCCAUCUGGUAUGCGGACUGAUCAGAGUUGGGGCACCAGGCCAAGUGCCUGCAGCUGCCUUGUUCAAGGACAGAUUACACGAAAAGAAUGUCAGUGGGACAACCUUGAUCCAUGGCAAGCUGUCCCUGAGUGUGACACUGUCAUCUAAUCUUUUCCACAACCACUUCUGGUUUUUAGAUUCAUUUUUCAAAGCAAGGCUAAUCACAGAAACAUUUAAAAUGCUCUGUCAUUCGAUUUACUGCCUGUAGUUACACUAACUUCUAAAAAUAGAAGGGAGUCACAAAACAUCGAAAUUCUAAUGUGAGUUUAAUUAAAUAACAUGGCAAAAAUGAACGCAGCGUGUGUUACCUCUCCUCAGCCUGUGAUUUAAGAUGGAGAAAAGAAAGAGGUGACUGGAGCAGGGUUGUCCUAUGCACAGUGCGGAUGUGCAGAGCAGAAGGCAGUCUCAAGCCGACUCACGGCUGACUUGAGAGGUGUGACUCCCGGGGCUUUCUCUGUGCUGGAAUCACGAGCACAUAUACAUAUCCCUUUUCUUGAGUCAGCGGUUUCAAAGGGUGUCCUCACAGACACGGGUAAAGGCCUUCUAACCCUUCAGCUUACUCUACAAGGUUUUCGUAUGCUAGACUUUUAUGUACAACCUUGUACAGUUUUGACAUACAGUUCAGAUUCUUUUUUAUUCUCUUAGACUUUGUUCUAGCCGAUACAUUUUUAAUGAUGUUUCAGAAGAGCCGUGAUUGUUUUAGUGAGUAUUUUUCUAAGUACAUGAAGACUUGAUAGUACUCUGGAGGACGCCAGGAGUGCAUGUUUCAGGCCUGUGUUUCUCUCAUCGCGUGUUGUACACAGCAUGGACUGUAAUAAAAACCAUUGGAAACUGAA
Molecule: messenger RNA, 3975 nt
Organism: Mesocricetus auratus (golden hamster)
Lineage: Eukaryota; Metazoa; Chordata; Mammalia; Rodentia; Cricetidae
Gene: Vash2
Product: vasohibin 2
Exons: 9
Coding region: 270-1406 (378 amino acids)
Biological process (GO): regulation of angiogenesis
Cellular component (GO): cytoplasm
Source: RefSeq, a predicted model, not a curated record